GAUUUCCGGUCGUCCUUGUUUUCAUUGAUUUUGUAUUUGUUUGUUUUUUAUUUUUUGCAAUGGGAAGCAUUUUAUUCAGUACGAUAGAAUUGGUCAUUUUAUUCCUGGCGUUAACCAAAAUUAAUGCCUCUACCGAUGUUGGACAGAUAGAACCCGUCGAGACUGGGUCCGGGACGCCUUUGACCGAGGAGAUAGACCUGCUGGAGCAGCUCUUCUGGCAGGUGGGAAACAGCAGUAACUCCUCCAUCAGCCUGGAGGGACAGAAAUGCCCCGUGUUGCAGGUGGGGCAGUACUCCACCCUCUCCCUGCCCCUGCGCCAGGCCUUUGGAGCCAGGUUUGCGGACGAGUUCAGCCUCCUGAUGCAGCUGCGCAGCGAGCAGAUGGAGGAGCGCAGUCUGCUCACCCUCCUGAGCCCCCACAGCCACAUCCUGCUGCAGAUCCGCCUCAACCCCUACACCUUCAGCCUGGUCACCACGCAGCAGCGCCACUACGAGUUCCCGGUUGGGGCGCUGUCGGACGGGCAGUGGCACCGGGUGUCGGUGGGCGUCUCUGCACAGAGCUUGGCCCUGUAUGUGGAUUGCGUGCUGACGGAGAAAGUGAACUGGACGUACCCAGGAAUGGACAUAGCCACCGACGGCCUGCUGAUGGUGGGCGGCAUCAUUGAGGACUUCGAGACACCCUUCGAGGGCAGCCUGAGGCAGCUGACCUUCCUCAUGGGAAAUCCAGAUGCUGCAGGUGACCACUGCACCUUCCAUGUGCCUGCGUGUGGCGGGGUGCCCCCAAAACCGCCCCGCUCCCCAAAAACGCCCCGCACACUAGAGGACCUCAUUCUCUCCUCAAAUGACCUGGAAGACUUGUUUGAGAGUUCAGAGAGCUCUGUCGGUGGACAGGACCCACUAACCCGCGGAGGUGCUCGUGGCGAUGGGGGGGCCCCUCUCGGCCCCCGGAGACCAGGUACACUGGAACGGGGUGACUUAUUUCUGCUGGAGGAGGACACCGACCUGGCAGACCCAAACAUCCCGCCCCCUGGUGGGAAAAAGCGGCCGCGGCCCAAACCCAGCUCCGCCUCCAAAGUUCUGGACGAGAACAUCACCACCGACAAGACCAAGGCCGGGGGCGGCGGGAGGGACUUCCCCGGUAAACCCUCCGAUGACAUCAUCGACCUGGACUCCUCCUCUUCCACCUCCAGCGGCCUGAAGAAAACCCCCGUGGGGGGAAAGGCCCUAUCCGAGACCCCUCUCCGCCCCCAGCGCCCAGACAACCGCUCGAGGGAGCACGAUGCCCGUCCCUCAGCUGUGCCGCCCAAAGGCUCCGCCCCCGCCCCUACUCACGCCCCCAGGCCCAGAUCAGAACCAGACACCGUGACUGCGGAGCGUGACCUGGCCGCGCCCACACACCUGGGCCAGGGGCCGCACGGCGACAGGGCCCCGGCAGGGGAAACACCCGCAGGCACAGCCAAGAUCCCCCCCAGAGAUGGGGACAUCAUCCGAGGCUCCGAUAACAAGAUGUACAGGGUCCGAAAAGGCCCCCGAGGGCCAACGGGUCCCUACGGAAAGCCAGGUUGUUCCGGGCCAAGAGGCUAUGCUGGCUUUAAAGGUGACAAGGGCUCCAGGGGGCCGGUGGGUCGUGACGGGCCCAGGGGCAUGCCCGGGCCCCCGGGCCCACAGGGACUGCCCUCAUUCUACCUGUGGAGGAACACCUUCGAGGACUGGGCUGCUUUUAGGCGAACCUCCAUCUUCCAACUACUGCAAGUGGGCUGGCCUAGAGAACAGGGACCUCCUGGACCAAUGGGAGCACCAGGAAAGCCAGGCCUGCCUGGGCCAGAGGGGGAACCCGGAACGAGAGGGGCAGUAGGGCGCAUGGGGGACAUGGGUGAUCCAGGGCCGAAGGGCGUGGCCGGCAGGAAGGGACUCCAGGGGCGAGAUGGAGAACCUGGACAAGAUGGGCAGCCAGGAGUCCCAGGACACCCAGGGCCAAAGGGCCCUCAAGGAUUCAAAGGAGAGUCAGCCCCUCGAGGAGAGAAAGGGGAAGAGGGGCCGAAGGGUGUCAAAGGGGUGCAAGGACUCCAUGGUCUGCAGGGGCCAGAGGGGGAGCCCGGGCCUGAUGGGGACACGGGACCUCCGGGCCUGGUGGUGAGUUAG
Messenger RNA from Conger conger (European conger), 2141 nucleotides. RefSeq names its product collagen alpha-2(XI) chain-like. NCBI's taxonomy places the organism in Eukaryota, Metazoa, Chordata, Actinopteri, Anguilliformes, Congridae. The transcript has 16 exons. The coding region runs from base 60 to 2141 and encodes 693 amino acids. The record is from RefSeq and is a predicted model, not a curated record.